Messenger RNA from Pygoscelis adeliae (Adelie penguin), 1341 nucleotides. RefSeq names its product cathepsin S-like. The transcript is spliced from 7 exons. Lineage: Eukaryota; Metazoa; Chordata; Aves; Sphenisciformes; Spheniscidae. The record is from RefSeq and is a predicted model, not a curated record. Gene Ontology annotation, cellular component: lysosome. Bases 6 to 998 code for a protein of 330 amino acids. Gene Ontology annotation, molecular function: cysteine-type endopeptidase activity. Gene Ontology annotation, biological process: immune response.
GCGGGAUGAAGCUGCUGGCUUCCAUCGCCUUCCUGGCCGCGCUUGCGGUGGCACUGGGACACCCCGACCCCGCGCUGGACUGGCACUGGCAGCUCUGGAAGAAAACCUACGGCAGGGAGUACCGCCACGAGAAAGAGGAAGGGGAUCGGCGCGCGACGUGGGAGAGGAACCUGCAGCUCGUGAUGCUGCACAAUCUGGAGCACUCGCUGGGGCUGCACUCCUACGAGCUGGGCAUGAACCACCUGGGAGACAUGACCAGCGAGGAAGUGGCGGCUUUGUUAACUGGGCUGAACGUCGCUCCUCGGCCAAACCGGACCUCCACGUACCGACCGCAGCCUGGCGGGAAAGUCCCGGACACGGUGGACUGGAGGGAGAAGGGAUGCGUCACGGAUGUGAAGAAUCAGGGCGCCUGUGGGUCGUGCUGGGCGUUCAGUGCCGUGGGAGCCCUCGAAGCCCAGGUGAAGCUGAAGACGGGGAAGCUGGUGUCCCUGAGCACCCAGAACCUCGUUGACUGCUCCAUGAUGUAUGGGAACAAAGGCUGCAGUGGAGGUUUCAUGACCAAUGCUUUCCAGUACAUCAUCGACAACCAAGGGAUUGACUCGGACGAUUCCUACCCCUACACGGCUCAGAAUGGCACAUGUCGAUACAAUGCUUCCACACGAGCUGCCACUUGCUCCAAGUACGUUGAGCUCCCAUACGCCGACGAAGCCGCCCUGAAAGAUGCUGUAGCCAACAUCGGACCAGUCUCUGUCGCCAUUGACGCCACCCAGCCCACCUUCUUCUUGUACAAGUCAGGUGUGUAUGAUGACCCCCGGUGCACACAGGAGGUGAAUCACGGAGUGCUCGUGAUCGGCUACGGCACCCUAAAUGAUAAGGAUUACUGGCUUGUGAAAAACAGUUGGGGCGUGCGUUUUGGUGACGAGGGCUACAUCCGCAUGUCAAGAAACCACGCGAACCAUUGCGGGAUCGCCAGUUAUGCCUCUUACCCGCUGAUAUAGACGGACCCUGUGCUUCAGAGAGGACUCCUGGGGCUGCAGUUAAACCACUGAUCCGUGGCUCACAUGGAUCCACUGACUUCAAGAAUCAUUUUCUGGCUCUGUGGGCAAACUCCUUCUGAUAGGUCAGCCUGUCUUACAGGCUGGGAAGGAGUCCUUCACGUGGGAGGAUUUUGGAAUACGAUUUGCAGGCACCUAGUGACUUCUUUUGGGGGGAAGAAAGGGUUUCUUUCAGAGUAAAACUGCGAUACCUACAGUUAUAAUGGGGACCACGUUUUCCUCUCUCCAGUUUCGCGUUGAGUACUGCUACGAUGACACAAAUACUUUCUCUCUGUGUGACGUUGAU